CCUUUCUAGUGGCCCCAUAACCCCUGUCUGGUCCCCCUCUGUAGCAACCGUUUUGUGGUAUUGAAAUUGCACUUUUUUCUGGAGAAGAGGGAAGGAGAGAGCCGUCUGGCCGUCAAUACCUAGCACCUAAGCUUUGGCGAAGCGAAUCCCUAACAUUUCUCAAAUCUUCUUUGGUUUCCUUCAUCAACACCCGAGCUGUGAUCACACCCCCCCUUUCACAACGCCGUUUUUAGAUACCCCCAUUUGCGAAGAUCCCGUUCCGUUUGACGAAACCUACCAUCGUCAAUCAUUGUAAUUUCAAUUCUUUUUGCUAGGCGGACCUAAUCACCCCGUUGCGAAACCCAACCCUUAGCCUAAUAUGUCGUCCCCAGCGAAGAUGAUGCGCCGGAAGAAGAACGUCAAGAAGGGAAUUCAGUUCUGCUUGAUGGUCUGCGGUGCUUCAGGAACAGGAAGAACGACUUUCGUCAACACCCUCUGCAGCAAGAGUGUCUUGACCCACAAGGACUCUGACGACGCUACUGCCGCUCACGUCGAAGAUGGUGUCAAGAUCAAGCCCAUCACUGUUGAGCUCGAAUUGGACGAAGAGGGUACCCGUAUCUCUUUGACCAUUGUUGACACCCCGGGUUUUGGUGACCAAAUUGACAACGAGGCAAGCUUCUCAGAGAUUGUUGGGUAUCUCGAGAGACAAUAUGACGACAUCUUGGCCGAGGAGUCGCGUAUCAAGCGAAACCCCAGAUUCAGGGACAAUCGAGUACAUGCUAUGUUGUACUUCAUUACUCCCACUGGUCAUGGUCUCCGUGAACUCGACAUCGAACUGAUGAAGCGCCUUGCUCCCCGUGUCAACGUCAUUCCUGUUAUUGGCCGCGCCGAUUCGCUGACCCCUGCCGAGCUGGCCGAAUCGAAGAAGCUUGUCAUGGAGGACAUUGAGCAUUACCGAAUCCCGGUGUACAACUUCCCUUACGAUAUCGAAGAGGACGACGAGGAUACGGUUGAGGAGAACGCCGAGCUUAGAGGUCUAAUGCCAUUCGCUAUAGUCGGCUCCGAAGACGUUAUCGAGAUUGGCGGUCGUAAAGUCCGAGCUCGGCAAUAUCCUUGGGGUGUCGUUGAGGUUGACAACCCUCGCCAUUCCGACUUCCUAGCAAUUCGAUCAGCUCUCCUUCACAGCCAUCUAGCUGAUCUGAAGGAGAUUACCCACGAUUUCCUAUACGAGAAUUAUCGUACCGAGAAACUUAGCAAGAGUGUUGAGGGUGGUGCUGGAGUUGACUCUUCCAUGAACCCCGAGGAUCUAGCUUCCCAGUCAGUCCGCCUAAAGGAAGAGCAACUUCGCCGAGAAGAGGAGAAGCUCCGCGAAAUCGAAGUCAAAGUCCAGCGCGAGAUCAACGAAAAACGACAGGAGCUUUUGGCCCGCGAGUCACAACUACGCGAAAUCGAAGCGAGAAUGGCACGAGAGGCCGCUGCCGCCGCAGGUACACCGGAGGCAAAUGGCGAACAGGAAGCCAACUAAAUAUUCUAGAACGACAUCUUUCCUAUCCUCCUACUACUGGUAUAUCGGCGGCCAGCUAGAAGUACGGAUUGUGGCGUUGGGUGUUUGAUAUCCCCUAGUCCCUGACCCCUUAAAGCCAUUCGAGAUGACGCGUUAUACGAAAAUCCAACAAAUUUAAUGAUUGCGUGGGAUGCGGAAUAGCAGAGGGCUUGGUGAAAACUUGUCAGGAAUAAAAGCCAGAGUUGAUAUCCCCUUACAAUUAUUGCAUGCCCAAUUUUCGGGAGAGGGACGAUGGUACAGCGGGAAAGAGAAGCAGUGUUUGCCUUCCCAAUUUUUCAUAUCUGAUGACACGUCGUCCGGUGGACAAACUGAGGGUGGUAGAGGAAGAGACAGUCCGCGUACCUUUGCAUCUUUUGCGAGUCGAUGUCCGUUUUACCAGUUGCCACUAUGUAGCCUUUUCUACUUUUAUGUCCCCUUUUCUCCUAGUAUUAGUGCCUUCUAAUGCAGAUAUCAAUAUGAGCUUUCUUUGAUGUCUAUUAUAGUUACGCCCACGAUCUAGAUCUUGGCUUGUUCUGGUAAUGAUUUAUAUUGCUACGCUGCAAAGGCGCUGUUAUAGACCUAUAAGCAAAAAUAAAC
This is a messenger RNA of Daldinia vernicosa, 2119 nucleotides long. RefSeq names its product Septin-domain-containing protein. Gene Ontology annotation, molecular function: GTP binding; GTPase activity; molecular adaptor activity. Gene Ontology annotation, cellular component: cytosol; microtubule cytoskeleton; septin ring. The transcript has 7 exons. Gene Ontology annotation, biological process: cytoskeleton-dependent cytokinesis. NCBI's taxonomy places the organism in Eukaryota, Fungi, Ascomycota, Sordariomycetes, Xylariales, Hypoxylaceae. Bases 359 to 1504 code for a protein of 381 amino acids. The record is from RefSeq and is a predicted model, not a curated record.